UUGAAUUAAUUAUGCACUCAAGGGGAGAAAAUUAAAUGCUCUUUUCUCAAAGCCCAAAGUUUCCCUGGCUAAGUUAAUUUUUGAGAACCAUAGGACAGAAUCUGUACAGAUGGAUGAUCCUGAGAAGAAGACAAACCAAAAGUGUGAAAGCAAACCCCGAAAAGUGAGAUUUAAAAUAUCUUCAUCCUACAGUGGUAGAGUAUUGAAGCAGGUAUUUGAAGAUGGCCAGGAACUUGAGUCCCCAAAGGACGAAUACCCUCACAGCUUUAUCCAAGAGUCUUUUGAACCAGUGGAGAGUGUCUAUGGGGCUGGAGAAGCUCCCAAACCAAGAUUUUAUUCUACAAAAUUGACUGCUCAGCGAAUCAGCGUUUAUAGAGAGGGAAAUGCCUACACUCUGGCAGGUAGCCAGCCUCUCUUCAAAGAUUACAAAACUAAUGACCAUAAGUCCCCACCCAUUCUAGAUUUUGGCAAGAUAAUCAUCUAUACUAAUAACCUGAAAAUCAUCCGAACUUCAAUGGAUAAAAAAGACUUCAUGCGAAAAGUCCUUCAGAAGGGAGAGGAGGCUGAGGAACAAUCUCUGAUGAGCAAAGAAGAGGGUGAUGGAGACAGUGAUCAGACAGAUGGCCCACUGCCAGAAACAGAAACCACAUUUGCCCACAACCAAUAUAUCCAGGAAGGGGAGAUCCCUGAACACAAUUGCUUCUACUGUAGAGGAUCAGGCAGUGCUACUUGUUCUCUGUGCCAUGGAAGCAAAUUUUCAAUGCUGGCUAAUAGAUUUAAAGAAUCUUACCGGGCCCUACGGUGUCGUGCUUGUAAUGAGAAUGGCCUCCAGCCCUGCCAGAUUUGCAAUCAAUAACUUAUGACUUCCAUGUGUCUGGCUUGACUGUCUGGUUUGGUUUCUGAUUAACUGCUGGGUCCUUCACGUGAUUUCAUCGGCAGAGGAACCGCUGAAAUUGUUAUCACCUGUGCCCCAGCAAAUAUAGAUGAUAUAUCUAUCUACCUGGGGGUGGGGAUCUAAGCAGCAGGGCAUUUAGGACUUCCACUCUUUUCUGGAGCUAAUGCUAAACAGUGUCCUUCAGGGGGCCUCAGCUCAGUUCUCCCAUGAUAGUGAAUGUACACUUUAGUUAGAAGCUUGAAACCAUUUUUUGUUUUGUUUUGUUUGGGGGUUGUUUUGCAUAUUUAGUUCAACAAACAUUUAAGUUUCCUCAAUGCAAUACAAGGUACUGUUCUUUAGCACAAAGACAAAAAUGAAAGUCUGAGCCCUUGGGAAGCUUACAUUCUAAUGUACAAAGAUACACAGAUACGAAGUAUAUACAAAGUGACACAAAGUAAUUUCAUGACACACAAGUGGAAGAUCAGAAAAGUCUUCAUGUUCAAGAGGUGGCCCCUGAGCUCCCCUUGGAAGGAAACUAAAGAUUCUUAGAGUAAGAAGUGAGAAAUGAGGACAUUCCAGAAAUGGCUGAUGGCUGCAAACCUGUGUAAGGAGAAAAGGAAUAAAAUGGCAAGAUUCUGGUGAACAGAAUUCUGUUGCUUGUAAUAUAUAUUAAAUUGUCAUUGGUCAAAUUGACAUUCUAAUUUAUUAGGAGAAACAGGCAUUCCAAAUGUCUAGCAAGUCAUUGCUAGAAAUGCAGAUGGUGGGAGCUUUCUAGGUAAGAUAAGCAAAUGGAGUAGACCCUUUCUUCCAGAGCCUUUAGAUGAUUAUGUCUGAUGUGCUUGGGUAAUAGUUGUGUAGGCAGCAAGGAAUAUGAUUACUUUUAAGGACAUGAUAAGAAAAGACACUGCUAUGUGCCUUUAACUACAGAAGUUUUAAGCCAAAUCAAAGUUCCUUAUGACAAAUUUGGUGCUUAGGUGGGCAUGUGAUUUUAGACUUCCUUCAGCCCCAAAUUAUUAAUAUGUAAAUAAGUUCAUUUUAAUUCUGCAAUGUCUCUCUUAUCUCUCCAUAAAUGGUGGGUGAAAAUAACUUAUUGCUAAAACCUUUCUUUUUAGAUCCUCCUCAAAAUCUAUUUUUGCUUUAAUCAAGGCAGGUUUAGAAAUGUUCCCUCCUCUAUGUAUGCCCAUAUAUAUAGUGAAGUACAGUAGGGUGGUGAGUAAUAGUAAGUAUUGGUGUCUUAGGGAUUUGAUAUCUCCAAGAUUCAACUGUUAAAAUAAUUUAGUGGUGUAUUUCUUUUCAGGCAACUUAGAUCCUUCUUUUUUGAAAAGAUAAAAAUAUUCCUUAUAUGGAUAAACACUUUCUAUAUUCAGUUUCUCUCCUCAGGUCUCCCACAUCAUGACAUGCUAUUACUCAUCCACCUUUACAUAUCUCUAUAAUUAACUACCUCCCACCUUUCUUUGUCUUUCACAGUAUUCCAUCAGCUAUUGGAACUGUGACAUGUCCUAGAACUAUGGAGAAGGAAGUGAUCUUGAACCACUAUUUAGUCAAUCCCCUUGCCUUCAGGAGUUAUACUCUGGUAUAAGGGGUUCCCCCAGCCCUCCUUCCCCUA
Messenger RNA from Vombatus ursinus (common wombat), 2480 nucleotides. It is a transcript of the gene GRXCR2, whose product is annotated as glutaredoxin and cysteine rich domain containing 2. The transcript is spliced from 3 exons. The record is from RefSeq and is a predicted model, not a curated record. The coding region runs from base 110 to 856 and encodes 248 amino acids. Lineage: Eukaryota; Metazoa; Chordata; Mammalia; Diprotodontia; Vombatidae. Gene Ontology annotation, biological process: sensory perception of sound. Gene Ontology annotation, cellular component: stereocilium shaft; microvillus; stereocilium base.